UGUAUUGCGCACCAUUUUAAUGCGCACUGUAAGUAUUAAUUUGACAACACACCACGCAUGACAAUUUCAGGAAUCUAUUUAACUUGAAGGCUUGACGAGUGAAAAACUCAUCAAUUGCAUAAGUCUAAGUCUUACAAGUCAUUAAAAAAAAAAAAUCAAACUUCAUUGAAAAAAUGUCUCAAAAUGCUUCAACUGUUAAGGUUUCACUAUUUUGGGAUGGAGAUAUCGUCGAGGACAAUUACUCCAUUCGUUAUAGUAUCAAACCAAAAGCCCAUGUUAAAUUUCCAACAACUUUAAAUUAUGAAACACUAGUCAGUUACAUGCACAAAAGAAUGAAAACUACACCCACUGAGAUUGGAAUCUCAAUAACUGGCAGAUAUCCACAAACAAUAUCAAACGGUGUAGUGCGUUAUGGCAUGCACAAUAUCAACGAUGAUGAAUCUUUGAGUGAUUAUUUGGGAUCGCCGGAAGAAUAUCGUGAUUUAGUAUUCAUUAAUGUUCUUGAGAUGUAUGUUGAAAAGAUACCUCGGGAAGAAGUCCCUCAAGUCCAGCCUAUUCAUGGUAACACUUAUGGGGACUUUAGUUCUUAUGGAGACAUUUUGAGUGGUCAAGUGCCGCUGAAAAAUCUAAGCCAGCAAUUUAAUCAAGCUUACAAUGAAAAUUGGAACUAUUCUCAAAACUCGCCAGUGGUACCAAAUAUGGAUGUUGGUCAAUCCUCUCAGUUUGGUGAAGUUGAUCAUUCUCCACACCAUGACAGUGCUUAUGAACAACAGUAAGUUCAUCACCUUGAUAUUAAAUUAUCUAUAUAUAUGUAUGAUGUUGGUAUUUAAAAUAUGUUACUUUUCGUGUAGGAGGAUGAAUGCACUUAAUAAUGAAGAUUUUUCUAAUUAUUAUGAGUCAUCAUCAAGUGAUGACGAUGAAAUAGCUAAUAAUGCAGAGGUAACCGAUGAUGAAGAUGAUGAUGAUGUUCAAGUUGGUAUGACCAACAAUAUUCCACAAAGCCAAAACCAACAAGAACCACUGCACCACU
Molecule: messenger RNA, 1030 nt
Organism: Lycium ferocissimum
Lineage: Eukaryota; Viridiplantae; Streptophyta; Magnoliopsida; Solanales; Solanaceae
Exons: 2
Coding region: 174-776 (200 amino acids)
Source: RefSeq, a predicted model, not a curated record